UUUUUCUUUUGGUGAUCUUUUACUUUUCUAUGAUCGUCUUCUCAGCCUUUUUCUUUGUUCCCCCCAUUUCCAUCUCAUCCUUCAUCCUUCUCUCUUUCUCUUACUCUCUGAGUCUGGCCUGACCUUCUCUUCGUUAAACCCGGUAAGCUUUCGCUCUUCUCUUCUCUUUCUCAUUUUCCUGCUGAAUUUCAUGCACACUGGAACUGGAGACCCCAAGUCGAUUUGACUGCCAGUUUUGAUCUCCGGAUCCACUUCAAACAAGGCCAUAUGAUGUUGCCUUUUUCCUUGAGUUUAAGCUCCAGUCGGUACCGAGUUCGUCGUAGCUCUAAUUUUUCGCGCCUGGAGUGAGUUUGAACUCACUAUGAUCCGAGUGUUGGAAGCCGACUCAUUGUUUGCUUUGACAAUUUUAAAACCUCUUCUGGUUUUUCUACUUUGAUUUCAAAUACUCGUCGCCUCGGUUGCAACGAACUGGAAUCUACCUUAUUCUUAGUUUGGAAUUCAAACAGAGUUGCUUCGAGUCUGAUCUGAGUCAAAAUUAAGAUUAGGAUUCCAACUGAAGAAGGAAAAUGAAUACGCAACUUUUGGAGAUUGAACCAAAGGAACUUGACUUCGUCUUUAUUCUGAGGAAGCAAUGCUCCUGCUCCGUUAGACUCACAAAUAAGACUGACCAGCAUGUUGCUUUCAAGGUUAAAACUACAUCUCCUAAGAAAUACUGCGUGCGGCCUAAUGUUGGCAUUAUUAUGCCCAAAGGAAGAUGUGAUUUUACAGUUACCAUGCAAGCUCAGCGCGAAGCCCCUCCUGAUUUGAUAUGCAGAGAUAAGUUCUUAAUUCAAAGCACAGCUGUCCCUGUUGGAACAAAUGAUGAGGACAUUACAUCUGCCACAUUUGUCAAGGACAGUGGAAGAUCUAUUGAAGAGCACAAGCUUAAGGUUGCUUUUAUCAGCCCGCCUCAUUCGCCAGUAUGGUCAACAAUUAAUGGGACCGUGAAUCAGGGAACAGAUUAUGUUGCUUCAAUACCAAAAGAGCCAGAAUUCAGUAGAAUUGGGAUUCAUGCACCAUUGCAGACGGUUGCCAAGGUUGAGGAACCAAAGAUGAUAAAUUUGGAAGAUUUAAAGCCAACAAAGGAUGUAGGGUUGAAGCCAAGAAAAGAUAUUAAUGAUGACUUAAAAUUAACAAAAUACACCGAGCUGAAACCAAAUAAUAAUUUUUUCAAUAGCAAGGAGUUAAAGCCAGCGAAAGAUGUGGAAGCAAAGCCAAGGGAGAAUGUUCUUGAUACUGAGGAAUUUAAGCCUGUGAAGGAAAAGAAGUUCAACGAAUUGAAGGAUGGUGAGGUGAAAAUAUUGAAGUCUGUGGAGGAGCUAAAGUUUGCCAAAGAUGUGGAGGAAAUGAAAUCAAAACUGACCGACCUUGAAUCUAAGCUAGGCGAGGCUGAAGCUACUAUCUCAAAACUGACCGAGGAGAGGAGGUUAAGCACUCAAGAGCGAAAGCCCUUAGAAGAAGAGCUGGCGUUAUUGAGGAAAAAGGCAAAUAUAAAAGGAGCUAAAGUGGGAUACCCUCUGUUAUUUGUUUGUUUGGUAGCACUCAUCAGUGUCUACAUCGGAUACUUGUUGGCACCAUUGACAAAGAGCAAGGCAUCCAUGUCAGAUCUUUACCAGCAAAUGCAAUAAUCAAAUACGAGAUUAACCCAUUGAUUCGGUAACUGUUUUACUUUUCUUUUUUUUGUUUAUAAUUUUUAUUUUUAUUGUCUUAGUAUUGUAAUUCUUGUGGAACUUUUAUCGAGCAAAUGCUAAGUUCUUGUUGAGGAUCAAAUUAGAUGUUGAAUUCAUGGAUGCAAGUUUUUCCAUCAAAA
Molecule: messenger RNA, 1849 nt
Organism: Gossypium raimondii (Peruvian cotton)
Lineage: Eukaryota; Viridiplantae; Streptophyta; Magnoliopsida; Malvales; Malvaceae
Product: vesicle-associated protein 2-2
Exons: 9
Coding region: 567-1667 (366 amino acids)
Biological process (GO): endoplasmic reticulum membrane organization
Cellular component (GO): plasma membrane; endoplasmic reticulum membrane
Source: RefSeq, a predicted model, not a curated record